AUGGCGGGACGGUUAAUGCGAGGAUUUUUUCAUCGAGAUUUAUCAGGCACCGAAGCUGAAAAACUUUUACAAGAAAAGGCCAUAAAUGGAAGUUUUUUAGUUCGUCCUUCGACCAGUCGUCCAGAUUCCUAUGUGUUAUCCGUUCGUCGGGCUAAUGGUGAUAUCACUCAUAUUCGUAUCCAACGUACAAAUGAUGGUUUUGAUUUUGGUGAAGGACAAGAUCGUUUUGCAACGUUAUAUGAUAUGAUUGAACAUUAUAGACAAAAUGUUGGAGAAUUAAAAGAGAAAAAUAAUGAAACAAUUGAAUUAACAACACCAGUAUUAGCACAAAUGCCAACAUUAGACAGAUAUUAUCAUGGUUCAAUUUCUCAUUCACAAGCCUCGUCUUUAUUAAUGGCUUGUGAUAAAGUUGGUUUAUUUCUUGUUCGCGAUAGUGAAACAAUACCGGGAGACUAUGUUAUUUCUGUUAAAACAUUAACAGACAUUGCAAAUGUAAAAAUAAAAUGUUUAAACUCUGAAUGGUUUCUCGAUGGAAAAGGCAGACGUGAACAAAUUGAUCGUUUUAAAACGUUGGAUGAUCUUAUUCAUUAUUAUUUAAAACACAAUAUUCUUGUAGCAACGAAUGGAAAUGCAUUUCGUUUAGUUGAACCAUGUUAUUCAAAUUGGUUUUACGCGAAAGAUAUUAUUCAACGUUGUGAACAGUUAUCGAAAGUAAUUCAUCCACCACAUGGACAACGAAAUGGUUUUUCGAUUGAAUUUGAACUAUUAAAUCAACAGUGUGAGCCUCUUAAUUCCACAGUUGAUCAAAAACGAGCAGGUGAAAAACCAGAAUAUCGUCCACGUAAUCGUUUUAAAAAUAUACUGCCUUAUGAUGAAACACGAGUAACACUAAAAAAUUAUUCACAAACAGAUUAUAUAAAUGCAAAUCGAAUUAAGUCUAUUGGACCAUCUAGUCGAGAAUAUAUAGCCACACAAGGUCCAUUGCCUAAUACUAUUCAAGAUUUUUGGCAUAUGGUCUAUCAAGAGAACGUCAAAUGUAUUGUCAUGAUUACUAGAGAAAUAGAAGGAUUGAAAAAUAAAUGUGCUCGUUAUUGGCCUGAAUUGCAUGGAACAGUUCAGUAUGGAAAUAUUUCGAUUGAAAAUUUAAGUGAAACAAAUUUUGGACCUCAUCAAAUCCCUGCCGUCUAUCUGACCGAUGACAUGCAGCCCACAAAAAGUUGGGAUAUUUUACAUUAUCAAUAUUUAGCUUGGGGAGAUCAUGGUUCUCCAUUAAUGCCGACAAAUAAUUCUAAUCAACGUGAUAUGACACAGUUACAUGUUUUACUCGAUUUUUUUGAGAGAUUUGGAAGAAAUAAAACUCAGGAUGCUUUGUCACCACUGGUAGUUCAUUGCAGUGCCGGUAUUGGUCGUUCUGGUGCAACAAUUGCUAUCGAUAUAAUUUUAAAUAAAAUUCAAACUGAAGGUUUAUUUGCUGAAAUUGAUAUACCAGGCUUAAUAAUACACUUACGAUCACAGCGAUCAGUUCAAACUGAACGACAAUAUGAAUUCAUUUAUCGUGUCAUUGAAUAUUUUGUCGAACGACAAAUGAAACAACAACAAUAUUAUGUUCAACCUGAUUAUAUGAAUAUGAAUUCCCGAUAUUAUUUUAUCAUGCCUACUAUUGGUGUUAAACGCAGUUCAUUAUUUCGUGAAUUAGGAAAAACAUUUACUGAUGAAGAAUUUGAUGAAUUAUGUUUCGAUUUUGGAAUUGAAUUAGAUUCUAUUGAACCAUUAGCUGAUUCAUCAAAUGGCGACGCUGAAUACAAAAUCGAAAUUCCAGCUAAUCGUUAUGAUUUAUUGUGUUUGGAAGGAUUGAGUCGUGCACUCAAAACGUUUUUACACAAUGGUGAUGGCAUACCUGAGUACCAUCUAACUGUACCAUCUAAAGAUAAAAUUAUACGGCUUAAAGUUUUACCAGAUACUCAACGUAUUCGACCGUUUGUUGUUGGUGCCGUAUUACGUAAUGUAACAUUUAACAAUGAAACUUACAAUAGUUUUAUUGAAUUACAAGACAAACUACAUCAAAAUUUAUGUCGUGAACGAAAAUUAGUUGCUAUUGGUACACAUGAUUUAGAUACAAUUCAACCACCGUUUAUUUAUGAUGCUCAACGUCCUACACAAAUUAAAUUUAAACCAUUAAAUCAAACAAGAGAAUUUCCAGCUGAUGAAUUGAUGGAAUUUUAUAUGAAAGAUAGUCAUUUGAAACGAUAUGUACCACUUAUUCGUGAUUCCUCUGUUUAUCCUAUCAUAUACGAUUCGAAAAAAGUUGUUCUUUCAUUACCACCAAUUAUUAACAGUGAUCAUAGCAAAAUUAAUUUGAAUACUAAAAAUAUUUUUAUUGAAUGUACAGCGAUAGAUUUACAUAAAGCAAAAAUUGUGCUCGAUACAGUUGUAACAAUGUUUAGUCAAUAUUGCAGUACACCUUUCUUAAUAGAAGCUGUUGAAGUUGAACAAUUCGAUGGUAAAGUGACAACCUAUCCUACACUUAAUUCUCGUACUGAAAAUGUUUCUGUAAACAAAAUUAAUCAAGUUAUUGGAAUUAAUGUUGACGCAAAAGAAGCGGCUCAACUACUGACACGUAUGUGCUUAAAAACAUGUGUUUUGAAUACAGAUACACUUCAAGUGACAAUACCUCCAACGAGAGCCGAUAUAUUACAUUUUUGUGAUAUUGCUGAAGAUUGUGCAGUUGCAUAUGGUUUUAAUAAAAUUCAAAAAACUGUUCCAAAAACUAGUUGUAUCGGAAAUCAGUAUGAAAUUAAUCGUAUUACUGAUUUACUUCGGCAUUCGGUUGCUGAAUGUGGUUUCACUGAAGCGCUUACAUUUACACUGUGCUCAUGUCCAGAUGUUGCCGAAAAAUUCGGAAAAACAACUGAGACAAUUCCAGCGGUUCACAUUGCCAAUCCCAAAACACUCGAUUUUCAAAUUGGUCGAACAUCGUUACUUCCUGGUUUAUUGCGAACAGUUGCAUGUAAUCGCGGUACAGCUCUACCUAUUCUGUUAUUUGAAGUAGCUGAUGUUAUAUUGAAAGAUAACAGUCGAGAUACCGGUAGUCGAAAUGAGAGACGUUUAUGUGCUAUCUAUUAUAACAAAACUCCGGGUUUUGAAACAAUUCAUGGCCUACUCGAUCGUGUUAUGCAAUUGUUAAAAGUGAAAUAUGAUACUAGUAAAGACGGUUAUUAUUUGAAUAGUAAUUAUGAAGAUCCUGGCUUUUUUCCUGGCCGAUUUGCUCAAGUAAUAGCACGUGGUUUGAAUAUUGGUACAAUAGGCGUAUUACAUCCAGAUGUGAUUAAAAAAUUUGAUCUGAAAUUACCCUGUUCUGGAGAUUUGAUUAAUGUUAUUCGUUUUAUCAUUGUUGUUAUUGUUGUUGAUGUUACCGGUGUUUUUAUUUCUUAUGUGACCGAUUUACUUAUUAUUAUUAAACAAGAAAUUACCUAA
Molecule: messenger RNA, 3474 nt
Organism: Didymodactylos carnosus
Lineage: Eukaryota; Metazoa; Rotifera; Eurotatoria; Philodinida; Philodinidae
Source: the annotation of a GenBank genome assembly